Messenger RNA from Amaranthus tricolor (Joseph's coat), 3042 nucleotides. RefSeq names its product putative pentatricopeptide repeat-containing protein At3g25060, mitochondrial. NCBI's taxonomy places the organism in Eukaryota, Viridiplantae, Streptophyta, Magnoliopsida, Caryophyllales, Amaranthaceae. The record is from RefSeq and is a predicted model, not a curated record. Gene Ontology annotation, biological process: RNA modification. Bases 332 to 2362 code for a protein of 676 amino acids. The transcript has a single exon. Gene Ontology annotation, molecular function: RNA binding; zinc ion binding; protein binding.
CAACUCCCAAAGUUAAGUAUCAUCGAAUCAUCGAUAGCCUUAACCUAUCUAAUACCCACACAUGAGACUUCUAAAGACUCGAGACAUAUAGUCUUCUCUUUAUCCCCAAUAUUUAGUACAUGUAUAUAUUUUGAAAAUGAAAAAGAGAAAAAAAGAUGUUUAAAAAGAAAAUGAGAGAAAAUAUAUAGGUAAAAAUUAAACAAAUACGUACCAAAAUGAAAAAUUGUAGCAAGUUCGAUAGGUCGGAGUGAAUGUAACACAAACAGCAGUAUAUUAUAAACCACCAAAUAGCAAUGGAGUAGUAUAUUAUAAUUUGCGUUUGUAUGAAUAAAUGUGGUUGAGUAAGCCCCUUAGAACCUUAUUGCCAUAUUGCAGGAACAAAUUAACUGUUUCUAAAGUCCAUGCCCUCCUCAUUACCAGCAGUCUACUCAAUCAAAGAUGGCCAGAAACCAAGCUCAUUGUAGCCUAUGCCCAAACAGGCAACAUAAAACUCGCACGCCAACUGUUCGACAAUUUGCCUCAAAGAGGCGUAGAUGCUUGGAAUGCAAUAAUUAUUUCAUAUUCAAAGAUGGGUUUUCCUGAUGAGGUUCUGAAUCUUUACUUAAAGAUGAUAUCUGAAGAAAUAAAGCCUGACAGUUCCUCAUUUACAGUAGCCAUAAAAGCUUGCGCAACCAUGUCUGAUUUUAAAAUGGGUGAAGAGAUUUGGUAUCAGGCAGUUGAUCAUGGGUACAAGCAUGAUGCUUUUGUUGCCUGUUCUGUGUUAAAUUUGUUCACAAAGGAUGGAAAAAUUAAAGAAGCAAAAGCAGUGUUUGAGGGGAUCAAGAGGAAAGAUCUUGUUUGUUGGACUACAAUGGUUACCGGGUUUGCGAAAAAUGGUGAAGGGAUGGAAGCUAUUGAAACUUUUAGGAGGAUGCAAGAACAUGGAUUGCAAGGAGAUGGGAUUGUAAUGCUGGGUUUAAUUCAAGCUUGCAUUGAUAUUGGUUGUAAGAAAAUGGGUUUGUCAAUUCAUGGCUAUAUGAUUCGAAGAAAUCUUCCAAUGGAUGUCGUUUUUAAUACUAGUCUCAUAAACAUGUACGCAAAAAACGGUCAUUUGGGUUUUGCAUACAGAGUUUUUUGUAACAUGGGGCAAAAGAAUGUUGUGUCUUGGAGUGCUUUAGUUUCAGGUUAUGCUCAAAAUGGUUUAGCUAGUGAAGCUCUUGAACUUUUUAGAGAAAUGCAGAGAGUUGGAUUCAUACCAGAUUCAGCUUCUUUAGUGAAUGUUCUUUUGGCAUGUUCUCAUGUUGGCUACCUUAAGAUGGGAAAAUCGAUACAUGCUUAUACUCUUCGUAGGCAAGAAUUCGACAAUGUUUCCGCCACUGCUGUGAUCGACAUGUAUUCGAAAUGUGGGGCUCUUGUUUCUGCCCGUGUUCUAUUCGAUACGAUAAGCUGCAAGGAUGGUGUACUAUGGAAUACCAUGAUUUCGAGUUAUGGAAUGCAUGGACAUGGAAUAAUUGCGCUCGCAGUUUUUGAUGAUAUGAUCAAAACCGGCAUAAAUCCUGAUGAUGCAACAUUUGCUUCUCUACUUUCAGCUUUAGGUCAUUCGGGUCUUGUAGAGCAAGGACAGUACUGGUUCAAUGAAAUGAUCAAUCGAUUCAAGAUUGAACCGAGUGAGAAACAUUAUGCUUGUGUUGUUGAUCUGUUGGCUCGUGCAGGAAAAGUCGAGGAAGCCCUCGAUUUAGUGAAUUCCAUGAAUGAUCGCGAAGUUGGAAUCUCCAUCUGGGUUGCUCUUUUGUCGGGUUGUCAUAAAAACAAGCGAAUUUCCAUUGGUGAAUCGGCUGUUAAAAAGAUUCUCGAGUUUCAACCAGAUGAUUCGGGCAUUUAUUCGUUGAUUGCGAACUUUUUUGCAUCAGCUAAAAAGUGGGAUGAAGUUGCUGAAGUGAGGAAAACUAUGAGAAAAAUGGGCAUACAGAAAGUCCCUGGUUAUAGUAUGGUGGAUGUGAAAGGUAAGCUUUAUGCUUUCCUUAUGGAGGAUAAAACCCAUCACCAAUAUGAUCAAAUGAUGAUUUUGAUAGAGAAGUUGGAUCAUGAGAUGAGAGUCAUGGGUUAUGUGCCAAAAACUCGGUUUGUGUUGCAUGAUCUCAAUGAGGAAGUAAAAUCGAGCAUGUUACGAAAUCAUAGCGAGAGAUUGGCGAUUGCGUUUGGCCUAUUGAACACCGAACCGGGGACUAAGCUAGUGAUUACUAAGAAUCUAAGAGUUUGUGGGGAUUGUCAUGAGGCAAUCAAAUACAUAACUAGAAUUGUAAAUAGGGAGGUUGUUGUAAGGGAUGUGAAGCGUUUUCAUCACUUUAAGCACGGUCUCUGCUCGUGUGGAGAUUAUUGGUAAGUUGCGACUUGUGAAUCAUCAUCACCAUCUUCAUCAUCAUCAUCAUCAUAUCGUCAUACCCAGUUAAUACCGCUCAUAGAAGCUAUGAUCGGGUAUGGGGGUGGUUAGAUGACGGGAUUUUAUACCCUUGUGAGAAAAGAGAUAAGAGGUUGCAGACAGUAAGACCCUCGACAAGUUGCAUCGGAAAUAGAUGAAUGAUCAACAUAUUCUAAUUUACCGAGGUCACAUUAUGAGGCACACUGAACUACUAGUUCUAUGUAGCAGCUAUGAGAUGGAUCCUGCUUAUUCUACCCUACAAAUACAACCAAUACUAUCUAAAGGUGAGAUCUGGUACAUGAACAUGAACAACUGCUUGCCAAGACAAAGAUUGUCAAUCUUGCAUAAUUUCGUUCGCAAAUUCACAAUGUUAACGGAACAGCCUUAUUUUUAUUUCGUCAUAUAUGAAAAACAACGUAAUGGGUACACUUUAUAUUAGGUUAUCAUCUUAGACAACUAUUUUUCUCAUUUUCCGUUGUUUAGUUUGACAAAGAAAUUUAAAGGAUAAACUUGAUGGAAAAGACCUUUUCAAAAACAUUUUCCUUCAAAAAUUGAACAAAAUCAAAAUCAAUUUCCCUCCGGUUUUCAUCCCCAACACUUCAAUUGUCCCAAACAGUUUGUUUGUAGUAGAUAUUAAAUGUAGA